AUGGGAUUGGAAUUGGGAGGCGAGAAUGUGAGAGGUGGAUUGGGAAUCGAAGGGGCGGAUUUGGAGGUAGGGGUAUUGGGGGGUGACGUAGGAGAAGGAGUUGGAGGAGGGGUCGAAGCGGAGCCUGGAGUUGAGGAUGGGGUGGGAGGAUUGGAGGCUUCGGAGGGAGACGUCGAGGGCUUCGAGAAUAGGAUGGCCAAGACGGUGAUUCCGGUGCCGGUGGGGACGGCGCGGCACCAGCUCAGCUUGGUGGGGCACACGGCACGGGAGGAGGAAACCGACAUUAUUGAUUCCCGACCAACCAUGCUCUUCGACGGUGUGUGCAAUGGAGGUGUGAAGAUUGUUCGAGAUAAUGACAGGACAAGGCACAUGCAACCCUCCAUGGAUUGGUGAGGGCGCCACGGGAUGGAGACGCAUGGUUGAAUAUUUCCCGACAAUAUCCAUUGCCUCCAUUUAUC
Molecule: messenger RNA, 458 nt
Organism: Salvia splendens (bonfire salvia)
Lineage: Eukaryota; Viridiplantae; Streptophyta; Magnoliopsida; Lamiales; Lamiaceae
Exons: 3
Coding region: 1-393 (130 amino acids)
Source: RefSeq, a predicted model, not a curated record